AAAAUAAAGCGUGGGCUCAUUCUCAAGCUAAGCUAGCUACUCUCUCAAACCACACAACGAUGAGUCGCAAGAGAGAGAAUCCCUCCUUUUCCCGCCACGACUUCAAACGCCGUCGUCCACUUCCGCCGCCGCCGGAAGAAGAUAAACCCACCAAGCGCCCAACACCGCCGUCUGCGGUGGUCAUCAUGGGUCUCCCUCUUGACUGCUCCGUCCUCGAUCUCAAGUCUCGAUUUGAGAUCUACGGCUCCAUCUCCCGCAUUCGUAUCGACCGUGACGCCGUCGGUUACAUCACUUACCGGACUAAAGACUCCGCAGACGCCGCCAUCGCCGCGGGUCAUGAUCCUUCGUUUGGAGUCACUGUUAAUUCUAAAAAGGUUCAGGUAUUGUGGGCAACAGAUCCUCUAGCAAUGUGGAGGGAAGGAGUUGGUAAGAACAAGGAUAACGUGUCUAUGUCAAAGCUUGUGAGAGCUGAGGCACCUCUGAGGAGGCAUGGAAGAGGUAAUAGACUUGCUUCAGCUAUAGGGAAAACCAAAAGUAGUGAGGAUGGUUCUGGUAGCUCAGUUCUUGAAGUUCCUUUCAAGGGCAGAGAAAUUGUUGCUUAUGAUGAUAUCUUGUAAUUCUGAAAAUCAAUAUUUAAUCUUUUUUCAUAGGGUUAACUUAUUUUGUAUCAAUGUUUUGAUAACACUUUGAAUUUAGGGUUUAGAUCUAUGCUAGUUCUUUUUUCAUAUAAGUUAAUUAUGUAAUUUAGUUUGUGGUUUUUGAUGUUUGAUGUCUACAUUAGUAAUAUAAUUUGGUAAAUAGUUGGUUUAUCCUA
Messenger RNA from Medicago truncatula (barrel medic), 814 nucleotides. RefSeq lists its product as uncharacterized. The record is from RefSeq and is a predicted model, not a curated record. The transcript is spliced from 2 exons. NCBI's taxonomy places the organism in Eukaryota, Viridiplantae, Streptophyta, Magnoliopsida, Fabales, Fabaceae. Gene Ontology annotation, molecular function: RNA binding. Gene Ontology annotation, cellular component: mitochondrion; nucleus. Bases 60 to 617 code for a protein of 185 amino acids.